This is a messenger RNA of Colletotrichum spaethianum, 1146 nucleotides long. RefSeq names its product UPF0061 protein. The transcript is spliced from 2 exons. Bases 1 to 1146 code for a protein of 381 amino acids. Gene Ontology annotation, biological process: carbohydrate metabolic process. The record is from RefSeq and is a predicted model, not a curated record. Lineage: Eukaryota; Fungi; Ascomycota; Sordariomycetes; Glomerellales; Glomerellaceae.
AUGAAGCUUGCCUCUGCUCUUCUUUUUGCCUCAGGCGCCGCAGCGGUAGCCGUAGUUGGGAGGGACGUCGACGAGCCUCUCGCAGGCCGCAUCAUCGACUCAUGGAUUCUCAACAACAACGAGGCCCAGCGUGAUUAUUGGUAUGGGCGCGCCGCUCUUUACACCGGUGUCGAGGCCGUCUACGAGCUCACCAAAAACGAGACCUUGCUCGCUUGGUAUCGCUCUCGCAUCGACGGCCUCGUCGUCACCGAGAACGGCACUAUCCCCGGCUUCCGCACCGAUCACUAUUCUCUCGACGACUAUCGCAUUGGCCGUAACAUCCUCUACUGGUAUCAACGCACCGGGGAGGAGAAGUACAAGAUCGCCGCCGAUACUAUCCGCGGUAUGCUCGAAGGGCACCCCAGAACCCCUACGGGUGGUUUCUGGCACCGCUCACCCACCUACAAGAACCAGAUGUGGCUAGAUGGCAUCUAUAUGGCCGAUACCUUUUACGCCCACUACACGUCCAUCUUUGACGCGGAUAACACCACCGCCUGGGACGAUAUCGUCCUUCAGUGGGACAAGAUCGAAGAAGCUCUCCGCGACCCUGAGACUGGCCUGCUUUUCCACGGCUUUGAUGAGGGCAAGGAGGCUGUCUGGGCCAACUCUGAGACGGGAGCCUCACCACUCGUCUGGAACCGCGCCGUCGGUUGGUACUUCAUGUCCCUGAUUGAGGUCCUCGAUCUCUUUCCCAAGGAACACCCCGGCUACAAGCGUCUUGUCGGCUACUACACCUCGCUUGCCGCCGCCCUCAAGCGCGCACAGGACCCCGAAUCCAACGGUUGGUGGCUCGUCAUGAACGAACCCUACCCCGGAAUGGAGCGCAACUACUUCGAGAGCUCUGCAGCCGCCAUGUUCACCUGGGGUUGGCUCGCCGGGCUGCGUCUCGGCUAUAUCGACGAGGCCACUUACCUCGAGCCCGCCACAAAGGCCUACACGCACCUUGUCACCGACUUCGUCACUAAGAACUGCAACGGCACUGUCACGUGGACUGCUACCGUUCAGUACUAUGUUGGUAUUCCUACCGUUGACAACGACACCCGUGGUGUCGGUCCCUUUCUCCUCGCCGCCUACGAGUGGGAGCUUCGCAACAACAUCUCUGCAUAG